Effrenium voratum is the source of this 1068-nucleotide messenger RNA. NCBI's taxonomy places the organism in Eukaryota, Dinophyceae, Suessiales, Symbiodiniaceae. The record is from the annotation of a GenBank genome assembly.
AUGAUGGCUGACCGAGCCUUUGACUGCCAUACUCAAGCUCGGCCAAACGGCCGUGGAGAUUUGCGUCAAGGUGGAGUUGAAUGGUCGCAGCAGCUGUGCGAUCUUCUUGGUGCACGAGCAGAGGCACUGCUUCAUUUGGGUCAGUACAAGCGAGCCUUGAUAGACGCAUGCGCGGCGGUCCACUUCGUCCCAGCCUUCGAGUUUAGCAAGGCCCGGACGCGUGGCAUCACAGCGUGCCUCAAUUUAGAGGUGUCUGAAGCACAAGCAAAGUUGCUCAUGGAGGAAAUGUGCAAGCGCAGUGACCGGGAGUUUCCAGGCAUUCAGGCGCUUGAGCCUGUCGUAGACGCCGCUCUGGAGCACGCGCAAAAUGGGAGGUUGCAACCAGUUUCUUUGGUGGAAGAGGACGCCGACGGCGAUGACCGCCUUUUCUAUCGUGUGGUCGAUCCAGAGGAUUGUAAGCUGUACUCCUCAACCACCUUCGGCAGCAAGGUGAUUGGACAGCGAGAGUACGGCGAUGUGGUCAGGGGGCAGUCAUUACACAAGACAGGGCAGAGCUGCCAAGAGGAGUUCGAUGCCUCCGGUCACAGAAGGGCUUACAUUCCCCUCUUCACAGAUGACGCAGAGGAGAAAGAGGAGGUGUUGGAGAAGUUGCCAGCAAGAGAGUAUCCAAGACCUGGUCGGUGGGAGAUGCUUGGCUUCAGGCUGAAGCCAAUGGGCUUGAAGCCACCGCGCGAUGCUGACGUGCCUCUGGACUACAGCAGGUGGCUGGAUGCAGACCCGCCCGAAAACAUGAAAGUGUGGCCGUACAUCUACAAGCAUGGCCUUGCCGUUGCCUGCAUGCUACGGGGUGUCUCAGAGGAAGUGGUGGACAGCUUUGUUCGGUAUCACUGGGUCACAGGUUGGAAUCACGUGUUCCUUUUCUAUGACGACCCCAACGACCCAAGCAUCCGUCAUGCAAAGUCGCUGGAAGACUAUGCCCGCAGCAAAGGCAUGGCUGGCGCAGGCACGUCAGUGUUUCAAGGUCCUGAGCACCGGAAAAAUGCAAUCAUAUCGAUUGCACGAAUUUAG